This is a messenger RNA of Staurois parvus, 462 nucleotides long. The record is from the annotation of a GenBank genome assembly. NCBI's taxonomy places the organism in Eukaryota, Metazoa, Chordata, Amphibia, Anura, Ranidae.
AUGGGCCCCUGUACCGCCUCCUCAUGCUGCUGCCAGGCCCGUAAUCUGCCAUGGGCCCCUGUACCGCCUCCUCAUGCUGCUGCCAGGUCCAGAGUCUGUCUCAUGGGUCCCUGUACGGCCUCCCAUUGCUGCUGUCUCCAUCGCCACACUCUGCCAUGUGCCACUUUCAGGUCUCCUCACACUGCUGGUGGGUUCCAUUUUGUCAUAGGGUGCUGGCAGAUUACGGGCCUCCCAUUGCUGCUGCCAGGCCCGUAAUCUGCCAUGGGCCCCCGUACCGACUCCUCCUCAUGCUGCUGCCAGGCCCAGGGGCCCCUGUACCGCCUCCUCUCAUGCCAGGUCCAGAGUGUACAUGGGUCCCUGUACGGCCUCCCAUUGCUGCUGUCUCCAUCGCCACACUCUGCCAUGUGCCACUUUCAGGUCUCCUCACACUGCUGGUGGGUUCCAUUUUGUCAUAGGGUGCUG